CGGAAACGAGCUGACACACACAGGGAGAGAAAGGGAGAGAGAGAAAGAGAGAGAGAGAGAGAAAGAGACAGCAGCUGUCUGUUUUCUUAAGGGGGAAAAGUGCGCUGGCUCUUCGCAUUGUUUCCGAGCUGAGCAAGUGGGAUCCUCACUAUACAAGGAAGGGUGAGAAUAAAAGGAAAACUGCAGUCCUGUCUGAGUCCAGGGAAAAACACCAAUCUUUCAAUAAUCCCAGAAUGUUACAAAAUGAAACGCAUUGCCCUACACAAAUAGAUGAAAAAGGUGUUGAUAUUAUCAAUAUAAAAGGAAUUGAUGAUAUAGGAUAUGUACAGCAUGAAUCUAUGAUUUUGAACACCUUUCCUACAGAGCAGGAUAUUAAAAAGCCAAAUGGUUUGUAUCUGCAAGAUGGAAAACGUCACGUGGAUUAUGUGCUGGUGUAUCAGUAUAAGAAAUCAAACCGCAGGGGGAUAAGCUCACGCCACCGGGGUUCAAUAGGUAGCCGUCAGCAGGAACAAGAAACCGUUCCUCCUCUCCAUCCAUCGGAUUUUCCAGAGGAUGACAGGAGAUUGCGCAGGGAAGAGUUUGAACUAAACCUUUUAGAAUCUGGAUUGGAACUGGAAAGUGAUGAAGAGACAAAAGCUUACGGCCUUGGAUUUGUGAAGAUACAUGCGCCAUGGCCUGUGCUUUGCAGAGAGGCAGAAUUUCUCAAGAUUAAGAUGCCUACUAAAAGGGUCUAUGAAGUAAAGCAGAAAACGGGGAUCCUCGGUAAAAUUUCAAACAUCGUUCAUAAAAUGACUUCUCCAUUGCGACCAAAAGUGGAAGAUAAUGACACUGAAUUUAAGAACCUUUCCUACCCAUUCUCCAGAGAGAAGAAGCACUUAUUUGAUCUUUCAGAUAAGGAUAACUUUUUCACCAGUACAACAAGAAGCACAAUAGUUUAUGAAAUUUUAAAAAGAACAACUUGCACCAGAGCAAAAUAUAGCAUGGGGAUCACCAGUCUUCUUGCCAGUGGAGUUUACACUGCAGCCUAUCCUUUACAUGAUGGUCAUUAUUCAGGUGAUCCCACAGAGCAAAAUGAUAGGAAGCUUCUCUAUAAAGAAUGGGCUCGUUAUGGAAUUUUUUAUAAAUUCCAGCCACUUGAUCUCGUUAGGAAGUACUUUGGCGAGAAGAUUGCCUUCUAUUUUGCCUGGCUUGGAGUCUACACACAAUUACUGAUUCCAGCAUCCACUGUUGGGGUCAUAGUGUUCCUGUAUGGCUGUGCAACUGUUGAUCAGAAUAUUCCCAGUAUGGAGAUGUGUGACGAACGCACCAACAUCACAAUGUGCCCACUGUGUGACAAAACUUGCAGUUACUGGAAGUUGAGCAGUACCUGUGCCACAGCCCGAGCAAGUCACCUGUUUGAUAAUCCCGCAACAGUUUUCUAUUCAAUUUUUAUGGCAUUAUGGGCUGCCAUGUUUUUGGAACAUUGGAAAAGAUGCCAAAUGAGGCUCAUAUACAAAUGGGAUCUUACCGGAUUUGAAGAGGAGGAGGAACGAUUAAAGGAUCAUCCACGGCCUGAAUAUGAGGCCAGGGUUCUGACUAAAGUUUUGAAGAAAGAACUUCAAAAGAAGGAAGAGAAGUCAUCGGAAGCAGUGGAAGAACAGCCAAACAAAUGGAAAAACAGAGUUUGGUCUGCCAUGGCCGGGGUGAAAUUGACUGAAAAGGAGAAGCUGACUUGGAGGGACCGUACUCCAGCCUACAUAACCAAUAUCGUCGCUGUUCUAUUUAUGAUUGGUCUGACAUUUGCUAUAGUCUUUGGAGUGAUCAUGUACAGAAUCUCCAUUGCAGCAGCCAUAGCUGUGAGCCCUGAUCCAUACGCCAAAGCCCAUGUCCGAGUCAUUGUCACAGCUACUGCAGUUAUCAUCAACUUGGUGGUUAUUCUCAUUCUGGAUGAAGUCUAUGGCUCCAUUGCCAGAUGGCUGACAGUAAUUGAGGUUCCCAAAACAGAUAAAAGUUUUGAAGAAAGAUUAAUUUUUAAGGCUUUUCUGCUGAAGUUUGUGAAUGCCUACACCCCCAUCUUUUAUGUUGCAUUUUUCAAAGGCAGGUUCACUGGUCGACCUGGAAAAUAUACCUAUAUCUUUCGCCACAUGAGAAUGGAAGAGUGUGCACCUGGAGGCUGCUUGAUGGAACUCUGCAUUCAACUGAGCAUCAUCAUGCUGGGCAAACAACUGAUUCAGAACAACCUGUUUGAAAUAGGCAUUCCGAAGCUGAAGAAGCUAAUACGAUAUAUAAAGGCAAAAAGAGAGGCUAAAUUGGAAACUGAUAACAACUUCAAGGCACCCCGGCAAUAUGAAAUUGACUACAAUUUGGAUCCAUUUGCUGGUCUAACUCCAGAAUACAUGGAAAUGAUAAUCCAGUUCGGAUUUGUGACCCUGUUUGUGGCCUCCUUCCCGCUCGCUCCAUUAUUUGCUCUAUUGAACAACGUCAUUGAAAUCCGCCUGGAUGCGAAAAAGUUUACCAGUGAGCUCCGAAGACCCAAUGCAUCAAAAGCAAAGGAUAUUGGUAUAUGGUACAACAUUCUCAGAGGGAUUGGCAAGUUGGCAGUCAUCAUUAAUGCAUUUGUGAUCUCUUUCACCUCUGGCUUCAUUCCACGCCUCGUCUUCAUGUACUUGUACAGCCCAGACCGCACAUUGCAUGGGUUCACCAAUAAUACCUUGUCCUACUUCAAUGUCAGCCACUUCGAGACAGGAUCAGAGCCCCUUGAACCAAUGGCACUCGGAUACAAGGUUGAGAUCUGCAGGUACAAAGACUACAGAGAACCUCCAUGGUCUUCUCAACCAUAUGAUCUGUCAAAGGAAUUCUGGUCUGUCUUAGCAGCCAGAUUGGCUUUUGUCAUCAUUUUCCAGAACCUAGUUAUGUUUAUGAGUGACUUUGUGGAUUGGUUGAUCCCAGACAUUCCAAAGGAAAUCAGUGAGCGCAUGUCUAAAGAAAAGUCAUUAUUGGUGGAUCUCUUCCUGAAAGAAGAGCAGACCAAACUGCAUAUCGUGGAGGUACUAUCUUCCCAAGAGAAAGAGAGGAAAGAGGAAAACAUCGAAGAAAGCCCCAAGGAAAAUGAGGAGCCAGUUGAAAACUGCAUGGACGGCGCAGAUUCUUCCCGCUCCCAGCUUAUAAAUGCAGGACCGGAAGUUAUUUAGAAACUGAUGCUUUAAAGUAAACUUAAGUUUCUUUAGUUGGGGCAUUCCACAAUAUGGCAAGGCAUCACUUAAAAAGGAGCAGCAAAUAUCUGAUCUGUACUAACAGCACCUAUGGUGGAUGGCUCCAAUUUUGCUGCUGUUCAUGUUGCCAUUUUGAAAAUGUUGAUGCAAGAACUACUUCCUUUAUGGAUGAGGUGGACCAUGAUUUGACUGUUAAAAAUAGUUAUAUUUUUACACAGUGCAAUGCAGGGAGUGUCACUGUUUCGUAUUCCACAGGAAUGCUUUUUCAGAUAUUUUCCAUUUCCUAAGUAACAGUACAAUCAAGCUUAGUUGUUAGCUUGGAAAAUAAUUCAUAGCGAUGAUGGCAACAGUUUCCUUUUGAGCUAUUUUUUUGCCACAAUUAAAAUGAACUUUUUUUAUUAUACAUAUUUAUGGUUAGUUAUCUGAGUCUCCCUUUUUGUUUUCUUGGAUGUUUGAGUAAAGGCAGAUUUCACCCCUCCCCCACCCCCAGUUUAAAAUGUUUUAUUCUAUUAUAUUCUAUUUUAAAUGUGAACAAACAAAACAACUUCACUUUAAACCAAGGUUGCCAUCGGUUAAGAACACAUUGCCUACGUUAUGAAAGGGGUGUCUGUUUUGGAUAAUGUGGUUUUGAGGGAAGCAAAUGUGGGCAAAGCAAUAGCAAUCAGGAAUUUGUAAAUUAUUGCUGUAGUAGCAGAUUGUAUUAAUCCAAAUUAAUGCAAUAUCAGCUUUGCUAAUCUGAACACAUUAUCCAACUGGUAGUUUGAGCAUUUAUGUAAUCAAUGGAAAAUCCUGGAAUACCUUCCAUAGCAAUGCUGUCCUUUUGGCCUCACCCAUUUGAGCAUCUUAAACUGGGCAUAUAGAAGCAGCCCCUCGUUAGCUAGUUUUAUGAAGGAGCCAGCUAACUUGAUUGUCGUGCUCACCAAUGCCAGGAUGUUUUACAAGCACAAUUUCCUUUUUGUGGUAACGAAACUUGCCAUCUGAUGGUUUUCACAAAGGGGCCUUAGUGGAGAUUUCAAUUAUGUAGUUAGCUUCCAAUCAUGCACCUUAACUUUUAUAAAUGCCAGCAGGACCCUGAUUGAUAUAUAAACCAUUUACUAACUUAUGAGUAGAUAGGUUACUAGCAUUCAAUAAUAUGAUUGGCUGAAUAAAGGGGAUUAAUUCCUGGUGGAGUCCCAAAUUCUAAGAAUUGUUUCUACAACAAAAAAUAGUGGGGACACGUUUUAGGAUCCCAUUUCAAAUUAAGACAGAAUGGCAUCCAGUAGACCUUCUGGAUGUUGCUAUUCUGAUACAGGAAACUAAAUUGUCUAAAGCAAAAGACAAUCCCUUCAUCCUUUAAUAGACAAAGACACAGAGAUGGAAGGUCUAUCUCUCUCCCUUUCUCUCAAUUUUCUCUUCUUCCCUUCUGUCUUUCUUUCUCUAACUUUCUCUCUCUCUCUCCUACACAUCACUAAUGAAACUCAGACCAUAAUUGCAAUUCGUUUCUUACAUGUCUCAUAACUGUUUAAGAUGGUGCCAUUGACAGAGCCAUUACCUCCCCACAAACCCACCUCCCACACUUGUAAGGUAAAGCUGUAGGCACCAAAUUAGUUAAGUGUAAUUUCAGAUUUCUUAAAAGCUGCUUUAUUGUCAGUGUUUGAAAUCGACCACAUUUCACGUUUCAGUUCUGAAAACUAGCAAAUUUUAAGUAAUGAGCACUUUAGUGUUUUAAGACUUCACUCUUGUAAUUGGAUUAUCACUAAAAAAAAAUGACUUCAAAGCAGAACAUUAUCCACCUUAACAGGAUGAUUUUCAAUAUUUAGAGGAUUGCCAUAUGUAACACUGUACAUCGGUUGUAUAGAACUUCCUUCAUUUAAUGCAUUCUGAGUAAUUACCCACCAUAGAGUCAAGUGUAGUCUCCAGAUAUUAUUUUUCCCCAACUUUUACAUUUUUUCCAUGUUUAUAUGCCUCUUCUGUCCAGGAUCUCAGGCAGAAGUUUGCUGAUUUUUGUCUCUAUUAUCUGUGACCCACCUCUGUAGUGUCAUUUCUAAAUGGUUUUUACCAAUGUAAAUUCUGGGGAUGCAGCAGCCCAUGAGUUCCCUACAUGCCAGCCACUACUAAAGCUAAAUAGGUACUUGGUAACAUUUAACACCUACAUUUCCUUCUGGGUAAACAACAUCCUGAAAAUAAUAAAUCUUAAAUCAAUGCCCAAUUUGGCCUUUUCUCAACACCUUUCUCAUAUUCACAGUGAGUCUGUGAUUUUCAUAAGCAGACUGAGUCCCUUAUGAACCAUAAUUAUUAAUAUAUUAAGCUGGUCCAGACCAAGAAAUGGGGUAAAUAGCUCACUGGAAAAUGCAUCUUCCUUUACACUUGGAUGUACAAAUAAUCCUCUCCUCCAAUAGAUAAUUUUAUACAGGCAUAAAAAUUACUUAUCCAAAUUUGAAAGGAAUAAUUUUAAUUCUUGUAGCUUUCAGCAUGUUCUUGAACACAGUCUCUGGUAUAAUGUGUUAUCAAAAUCCUAUUUUUCCCUCCACAAAAGAGAAUAAGUGAUAGCAGACUUCCCUGAGAGGGUCUUUGGAUUACCAGAAUAUGUCCUCUUAUAUAGAAGCAGUCUUGUUUCGAGACUGUCUGCUUAAAAGGGUUCAGAAGGUCAGAUUUUACACCAAACUAGACAAAAGUGGGAAUGGUUAGAAAUUGUGCCAUCCUUUAGUACAUUUCCCAGAGGCUAUAUUUCAAACCUCCUCUCAAGUUAUAAAUCACAUCUCUAUCUGUCAUUGAUUUGUUUACAAUGCAUUCAUUUCAAUUGUCCCAGUAAAGUAAUCUAAUCUUCAUUAAUUUCCAAACACAAGACAUUACCCAUAUAUUCACAGACUGACAACUGAGCUUAAAAGUGGAGGUCAAAGACAACAGCCUUCAUUUGAGCUUAGCUGGCAGCCAUGAAAAAUAGAUUGAGACAACUUGUGCUUGGUGCAACUGUUAGUGUCAGUCCCACGCCAGAAAGCCUUUGCUGUCCAAGACCACCUACUUGAGCUUUGCCCAACCUGAAUGCUUGGCAUGGCAUCAGCUUGUACUGCCUAUUGUAGGGUACUGCGUAGGUGCAGCCUACCUGCUACCUUCUUUCAUUCUGACCACCACAGAAGAUCCAUUCAUUUGCACUGCUAUGGACAUGAUUUUGCACAAAACUACAAAUAUGCCUUGAAGCUCUAGAAGUCAGAAAAUAGAGCUGCUUUUCCUUUACCUUUCAUUUACUCUGUUUCUCUAUAUUCAGCUGCUCUGUUCAUUUGUGUAUUUUUUCGUCAAAUUGCAAGUUGCUUGAUUUGAUUUCUUUUCUCUUCUCCCCUCCCCCCACCCCCUUCAAUAAACCAGUUAACAUUACAGGAGGAGCAUUUCCCUCAUAUAUUUGAAGCUUUUUUUUUGUUUAAAACCCAGGUAGUGGGAAUGGGAACUCUUUUAAUACAUGUAUAGCAUGUGUGUUGUGUCAAUUUUCAGUGCAUAAUUUUGCUGAUGAUAAGACUAAUGUCUUCCACCUUAAGCCAUUCUUUUAUUGCUUGGAAGCUCCUCAGAACACGAGAGACUAUUGGAGAAAAGAAAUGAGCAAAUUUGAAAUGAUAAAGUAUGAGAAAGCAUCACCCAACCCAAAAUUAAACAUGCCCAAAGUGAAUGGUGAACUGAGUGUUCAAAAUGGCAAAACCUAGCAAUUGGCAGAAUUUCUAUUUUAGAAAAGGAACUUAAACUAUAUUUUGAUUUUUUAAUUGAAAUUGCCAAACUACUGUUCAAAAACAUCAAUGUGACAAGUCAACUAGAGGUCAUGUGACCAGUGUGGCCUAUUUGAGAAUGCAUUGAGUAAGAGAUGUCAUAGCAUUUCUCCUGCAUAUUGGUGCGCAGUUUGAGGGACUGUUUUCAAGUAAAUGGGUAAAAUUUACUGUUUUAAAUAGAUUUAAGUUCUCCUUUUAUUUGAGCAAGAUUCUGAAGCAUGUUAUUGAAAAGAGGGGGACUUUAAAAGUUCUGCAGAGUACUGUAAAAGGGGAGGAUUAUUAUACUGUAAUCACAGUAACUGCUUGUUAAGUGUAAUACUGAACAGAAGGUUGGUGCCAGUUUACUGUUCUGAUGCAGGCUGUCGAUUCUGGUUUACAUCCUGCUGGAACAUAUUGCUCUGUAAGCUCUUUUAUAGUUCAUAAAACAAAGAAUUGAGACCAGAGAGCCCUUUCUCAUUAAUUUCUAGAUCAUACUCCUGAAAGUGAUGUCGCCACCAAUUAUGUUUUAUUUUAACAUAUUUCUAUUCAUUUAAGGAGUACAGUUGGGACAUAAUUAUUGAAAUGUAUGUCUUUCAUAUUUUGCUCACACAAAUUUUACCCCUUUGCAAACAAUUUUAUUUAGAUCCUCACUGCCCACGAUAGAUUUUGGAGGGGGAAAAAAAUAAAUCUUGUCAUUCUUUAAACAAGAAUCUAAAUAAUUUGUGUACUGAAAUUUUGUUUCCAGUUCGCACUUGGUGUGUCGACUGUAAAACCUGUGCAAAUGCAUAUUGGGAAUUGUGAAAAUAGAGGAAACCAGCUAACAUCUCAGAAUUCUGAAAACUCAAGUCUCUCAUUCUGUUAAAACAUUUUUGUGUAAAAUCUAUUUGUGGCCCUGAAAAGGUUACUAAGCACUUUCGUUUGCAGCUGAACUGUAAUCAUAAAUUUGAUGAUAUGUUGAAAUAAUAUCCUGUUAAAGAAGCACUAAUAUACGUUUAUUAAUCCAAUCUGAAUUGAUAUUUGCCAAUAUUGUGUUCAACUUGUUACCAUGUCCUAAAAUUGUUCCUUACAUAAUCAGUGUACCAAUAAUGUAACCAAUUCUAUUGAAAGGCAGUCUACUUAUGAGCAACUAUUUUCUUAUCCUGGUCCAUGCUAUUUGGCAGGAUUCCACUGUAGUGGUACUCUAAUGAUUUUGACAUAUAAUUUUAUCUUUAUACAACUAUACAAAGUAACGAUAUGAAUAAUGAAAAUAUGCUAGAACAAAUAAAGUUCAGUUUUAGGGUU
Messenger RNA from Carcharodon carcharias (great white shark), 8182 nucleotides. It is a transcript of the gene ano1a, whose product is annotated as anoctamin 1, calcium activated chloride channel a. NCBI's taxonomy places the organism in Eukaryota, Metazoa, Chordata, Chondrichthyes, Lamniformes, Lamnidae. Gene Ontology annotation, molecular function: protein dimerization activity; chloride channel activity. Gene Ontology annotation, cellular component: plasma membrane. Gene Ontology annotation, biological process: chloride transmembrane transport. The transcript has 27 exons. The record is from RefSeq and is a predicted model, not a curated record. Bases 234 to 3170 code for a protein of 978 amino acids.